This is a messenger RNA of Mesorhabditis belari, 2793 nucleotides long. Lineage: Eukaryota; Metazoa; Nematoda; Chromadorea; Rhabditida; Rhabditidae. The record is from the annotation of a GenBank genome assembly.
AUGCUUGGGGUAGGAAUCAAUGCGCAGAAGUUGGUUCCAUGCACGUCGACUCGAACGGCCGUCCGAUUUAUUCGAGCCAGAUGGGAGCGCCCCUAUUUGAAAGAUCUCUAUCAUCGACGAAUGCUUCUUGGCGCUGAUCCGGAAAUCCAUCGAUCGUCGUUUCCUAAUUGUGUUCGUAACCAUCAUUGCAAUGCGGCUGUUGCUGCUUCGCAACUCUGGGCCCCUCUCAAUUCGGAAAUUGAUGUUGCGUCGGAUGCUUUCGUUCAAAACAAAAGCUCAAUGGAAGAAAUCGUUUCGGACCUACGGAAUAAAAUUGCCAAAAUAUCAAUUGGUGGCGAUGAAAAGGCGCGUUCUCUCCAUCGCAAACGGAAUAAAUUGAUGGCACGCGAGAGAAUUGAAACGUUAAUUGAUCCAGGCACUGCGUUUCUGGAGCUGAGUCAACUAGCCGGUUACGAGAUGUACGGUGAUGAUGUCCCUGCAGCAGGCAUUGUGACGGGAAUAGGAUCAGUCGCUGGAAAAACCUGCAUGAUUGUUGCGAACGAUGCUACUGUAAAAGGAGGAACUUAUUAUCCGAUGACGGUCAAAAAGCAUUUGAGAGCCCAAGAUAUCGCACGGGAAAACCGUUUACCAUGCAUUUAUCUUGUCGAUUCGGGCGGUGCAAAUUUACCACGCCAAGCUGAUAUCUUUGCUGAUUCACAACAUUUCGGUCGUAUUUUUUAUAAUCAGGCGACCAUGUCAUCCGAUGGAAUCCCACAAUUAGCCGUGGUGAUGGGCUCGUGCACUGCUGGUGGAGCUUACGCAAUCAUUGUUCGUAAAACUGGAACCGUAUUUCUUGGAGGACCUCCGUUGGUUAAAGCAGCAACUGGAGAAGAGAUUUCGGCUGAAGCUCUUGGUGGUGCCGAUCUACAUUGCAGCGAAUCUGGAGUUACUGAUUAUUAUGCGCACGAUGAUCAACACGCUUUAGCCUUGGCUCGAGCUGCGGCCGCUGGAUUGCCUUCUCAGACGCCAGCUUUCGAACAAGAAUUUGAAGAGCCACUGUUUCCCGCUGAAGAGAUUUACGGAAUAGUUGGCUCUAACCUGAAAAAAACAUUUGAGGUGCGUGAAGUCAUUGCUCGAAUAGUUGAUGGUUCACGAUUUGAUGAAUUUAAGCCCCGUUAUGGAGAAACUUUGGUGACGGGUUGGGCGCGUUUAUAUGGAAGACAAGUCGGAAUCUUAGCGAACAACGGUGUACUUUUUUCGGAAUCAGCAGUGAAAGGAGCUCAUUUCAUCGAACUUUGUGCUCAACGUGGGAUUCCUCUUCUUUUUCUGCAAAAUAUCACUGGGUUUAUGGUUGGUCGUGACGCAGAAGCGGGCGGUAUUGCAAAACAUGGUGCCAAAUUGGUAACAGCCGUUGCUUGUGCUCGAGUACCGAAGAUUACUGUUUUGAUUGGGGGCAGUUAUGGGGCUGGAAAUUAUGGAAUGUUUUUGUUUAUGUGGCCUAAUGCUCGUGUAUCGGUGAUGGGUGGAGAGCAAGCUGCAAAUGUCCUUGCCACAGUGCAAAAGGAUAAAAGAGCGAAAGAAGGCAAAACAUGGACUCCAGAGGAAGACGCAGCUUUACGGAGACCUGUGGAGGCUAAAUACGACAAAGAGGGACAUCCUUAUUUUGCUUCUGCACGACUUUGGGAUGAUGGAGUCAUUGAUCCAAAAGAUACGAGAAAAGUCGUUGGAUUAGCUUUACAGGCUUGCCUCAACAAACCAAUUGAAAAGACAACAUUUGGCGUUUUCCGAAUGAAUUACAACGCUGAAGUGUAUGCACUUGGCCAUAGAUUGGGAGCUAAUCAUGUCUUACCGGAGCAAUGGCUUCAAGCUUUUACCACCCAAAGUUAUGCAUCAAGAGCUGAUGUAACAGAAGGGGCGAGAGAUGCUCGACCUACGCUGGGCAACUCUGCUUUGGAGUCGGUGGCUGAUCACAAAGCUCUUCGAGAUCACGGCUCAAAAAUUUUGCUAUCACGAGUAGCUGCAUACUUGCGGUUCCAUCUACCUAAAGCACCAGAAGAACUGAUCCAAUCUGUUACAUUACAGCUAACCAGCAAUGAGCUUUUGAGCGAGAUCGGAAAUGUUUUGGGAGUAAAAGUGCUGGUACGAACCUCGGAGCAUCCCGCAAGCUCCAGCAGCGUGGCUGAUUGCGUGUGUGCUUUACUUGGUGUUGUUGGAGACAAAACGGCUACACGACUAAUUGUUGAUUUUAUUAUUCCUCAACUUCUGGACGUAGAUUUUUGCGAAGCACUACCAUUGGAAGCACCUUAUGAAGUGAUGGAAGCCAUUCUCAAAAAGCAGGGUGUCCAAGAGGUGGAGGCGCGCCUAAUUAAAUCUGCGGGUGUUGUCAGUGCUGAACCCUUAUAUGUCGUUGGAAUUUAUGCAGAUAAGGAGUUGAUUGGACAAAGUGCGGGCGAAUCAUUAUUCAUAGCAGUCGAUUUAGCAUCCAGGGAUGCUUUAUUGAAAAUGUGGGAUAUUGUGCCAGAGAAAGUCUUUUUCUUUGGUGAUCGAGCAGUAAACGAUGUUGAUUUUAAAGCAUAUCAACAACCGCUUUCUUCGUUAAGCGCGCUUUGCGGCAAAGGGGUAAACAUUUCGCUUGAGACAACCGAGCCCGAUUCCGGAUUGAAUUUGGUCGAGGCUGCAUUGCGUUGGCGCAAUGAGAUUGAACCUGUUGUUGGCAGAACAUACACUAAGCGGUUGCGGCACAAAUUCUCGCGAGGAUCCCUUCUCAGACGGACUUUCCGAUAUUUGAUCAAACCACGUGUUUAUACUGUUGCU